GGACCCGCGCGGCCGGGGCUCCCGCCGGCGGGCUGCGGAGAACGCGUGCGCCGUGCGCACCAGCCGGGCCGCCUUCAGCACUGAUGGCGUCGGCCGUCCCUCCAAACUUCUCCUGGGUGGUGCCCGGCAAGCUGGCAGGGCUGGCCAUGCCACGGCAGCCCGCACACUACCAGUACAUGCUUGAGCAUGGCAUCCGGCACCUGGUGUCGCUGACCGACCGCAGCCCGCCCUACCACGACACCUGCCCUGGCAUCAAGCUCCAUCGCCUCCGCAUCCAGGACUUCUGUGCCCCAUCGCUGGAGCAGAUCAAGCACUUCCUGCAGAUCGUGGAGGACGCCAGCACCAAGGGCGAGGCCGUGGCGGUGCACUGCAUGCUGGGAUUUGGCAGGACGGGAACCAUGCUGGCCUGUUACCUGGUGAAGGCCCAGAAAAUCACUGGGGUCGACGCCAUCCACGAGAUCCGGAGAAUCCGGCCAGGAGCCAUCGAGACCCAUGACCAGGAGAAAGCCGUGAUCCAGUUCCACCACCACAUCAAAUAGCCACAGCCGGCGGCGCCCCCCUCUCCCUGCACGGGGGUGGAGGGUAGAGGGAGAGUGCUGCUCAGCUACACAGACACCUGCAGGAGGACCCUACUGGGCCUGUGGCUGGGCGUUUCUGGACCCAUGGAGGGGACCUUCCCAACACCUCUCAGCAGGGAGUGCCUGGCUGCUGAGGGGAGCAGGGGCUGGGCUCAGAGCCUGGGGCCAGACCCCAUUCUUGGCAGCAUCUGCCUGCACUGGGCACGAGUUGCCCCAGCCCCCUUUACUCGAGGCAGAGAGGAUGAGCUCUGAAUCGGGGAGGGGCAAGGGGCAGCGACGUGGAAGGGGGAGCCCCGUAGGGCAGCGUCUCCUCCAGUCCCCUGUGAUCCUUGCCUUGGGAGAGCCAGGCCCCUAGAUGGAGUGGGGCUUUGCCCUGCAGGGAGGCUAUGCAUGCCUGCAGGGUGUGUGGGCUGGAGCCUGUCCAGCCAAGGGCUGUAGAUGAGGCUGGAGGUGUUGGGGGGUUUAUUCUUCUGAGCUGCUGCAAACGUGUCCGCCCCCCGCCCUGAAUAAAAGAAGCUGGCGUUGG
Molecule: messenger RNA, 1104 nt
Organism: Terrapene triunguis (Three-toed box turtle)
Lineage: Eukaryota; Metazoa; Chordata; Testudines; Emydidae
Product: dual specificity protein phosphatase 23
Exons: 3
Coding region: 84-539 (151 amino acids)
Biological process (GO): cilium assembly; protein dephosphorylation
Molecular function (GO): protein tyrosine/serine/threonine phosphatase activity
Source: RefSeq, a predicted model, not a curated record